Aspergillus brunneoviolaceus CBS 621.78 is the source of this 603-nucleotide messenger RNA. RefSeq lists its product as uncharacterized. The transcript has 2 exons. Bases 163 to 594 code for a protein of 143 amino acids. The record is from RefSeq and is a predicted model, not a curated record. NCBI's taxonomy places the organism in Eukaryota, Fungi, Ascomycota, Eurotiomycetes, Eurotiales, Aspergillaceae.
CAACAUAUUAAAAGCUGCUUGUUGCCUCUCAGAGAGUUUGCUUCUUCAUCUCAGAACACAAUCAACUCACAACCAAUCCAACCUCCAAACAAUCAAUUCCAUCCACAAUCUCUACCCUCCAAACUUUUAGCACCUCCAAACAACCUCAUCUCCAUAAUCACAAUGGCCGACACCACCUUCCACACCACCCAGCAGGACAUCCGCAAGCCUGAGUCUCACGCCUCCCACGCCCAUGCUGGCCAGACCCCUGCCAACUCCAAUGUUUCCGCCAUGAAGUCCAUCGUCGACCAGAACAACGCCAACAAGGGCGAACAGAUCGAGAAGACCAAGGCCAACCUGCCCCUGCCUGACCAGCCCCCCGUCGCCAGCGACUGGAACUCGGCCGAUCAGAGAACCGUCAACGUCGGCUCGGGCGGUCGGGAGGGCCCCGUCUCCGGCGAGAACAACAGCGCCCUGCGGGAGCCCGCCACCGCCAGCAGCAGCGUCCGCGUCGAUGGAUCGGAGCUGCACCAGAACACACAGCCCGGCAGCGACGUCGGCCGCCAGGGUAAGGACAACCUUGAGGGUCUGCCCAAGGAUGCCCUUGCCCGGUAAAUACCUCGA